This is a messenger RNA of Ictidomys tridecemlineatus (thirteen-lined ground squirrel), 3108 nucleotides long. It is a transcript of the gene Septin2, whose product is annotated as septin 2. Gene Ontology annotation, molecular function: GTP binding. The record is from RefSeq and is a predicted model, not a curated record. NCBI's taxonomy places the organism in Eukaryota, Metazoa, Chordata, Mammalia, Rodentia, Sciuridae. Gene Ontology annotation, biological process: cell division.
CCAGCCCAGCCCCUCUCGGCGCUGCCAGCUCGGUGCUGCCGCCAUCUUCCUGGAGGGGAGGAUAGAGGCGAAGGCCCCCUCCCCGUCAGCCCUCUGCACUCACGCCGCCACCUGCCCGUCCCCGGCCGCCCUUACCCUCAGCGGCCACCUGGCUCCUUCUAAAGAAGCGCCCUUUCUCCCAGUCCAGUUUCCCGUAAGGUGAAGAUUCUCGUUACCUGUACCACUCUUAUUAGCGUGAGGAAACCAAGCUCAUAAGAUAGAGGAGACACCAGGAAAGAUGUCUAAGCAACAACCAACUCAGUUUAUAAAUCCAGAAACUCCUGGCUAUGUUGGAUUUGCAAAUCUUCCCAAUCAAGUUCACCGGAAAUCAGUGAAAAAAGGUUUUGAGUUCACAUUGAUGGUGGUUGGUGAAUCGGGUCUAGGAAAGUCGACUCUCAUCAACAGCCUGUUCCUGACUGAUCUCUACCCAGAAAGAAUCAUACCUGGAGCCGCAGAGAAAAUUGAAAGAACUGUCCAAAUUGAGGCUUCCACUGUUGAGAUUGAAGAGCGUGGAGUCAAGCUGCGCCUUACAGUGGUGGACACUCCUGGCUAUGGGGACGCCAUCAACUGCAGGGACUGUUUCAAGACGAUCAUCUCCUACAUUGACGAGCAGUUUGAGCGCUACCUGCAUGACGAGAGUGGACUGAAUAGGCGGCACAUCAUUGAUAACAGGGUGCACUGCUGCUUCUACUUCAUCUCACCUUUUGGACAUGGGCUGAAGCCCUUAGACGUGGCCUUCAUGAAAGCAAUACACAACAAGGUGAACAUCGUGCCUGUCAUUGCAAAGGCCGACACUCUCACUCUGAAGGAGCGGGAGCGGUUGAAGAAGAGGAUUCUGGAUGAAAUUGAAGAACAUAACAUCAAAAUCUAUCACUUACCUGAUGCAGAGUCAGAUGAAGAUGAAGAUUUUAAAGAGCAGACAAGACUCCUCAAGGCCAGCAUCCCGUUCUCUGUGGUGGGGUCCAACCAGCUGAUCGAAGCCAAAGGCAAGAAGGUCCGAGGGCGCCUCUACCCGUGGGGUGUGGUGGAGGUGGAGAACCCCGAGCACAACGACUUUCUGAAGCUGCGGACGAUGCUCAUCACUCACAUGCAGGACCUCCAGGAGGUGACCCAGGACCUUCACUAUGAAAACUUCCGUUCCGAGAGGCUCAAGAGAGGCGGCAGGAAAGUGGAGAACGAGGACAUGAAUAAAGAUCAGAUCUUGCUGGAAAAGGAAGCUGAACUCCGCCGUAUGCAAGAGAUGAUUGCGAGGAUGCAGGCGCAGAUGCAGAUGCAGAUGCAAGGCGGUGACGGGGACAGCGGGGCGCUCGGGCACCACGUGUGAGAAAACACUCUUGGAUACAAAGAAGAACACAUUCCUGAUGAAUGCCACAUCGCAACUUUCCAUAAGAUCCUUAGAAGGGUGCCCAUCCACAUUUACAAUACCUGUGCCUGAGAAUUUAAUUUUUUUAAACUAUUGGUGUGUUUUGUAUGAAGUACUUUUAACAUUUGUAUUUCACUGCUAUGUUAUACUUUAUACUUCAUGAGGUAAACGCUCACUUUUGUUUUCUUCCUUAACUAACCACUAAUAUUAGAAUUGAUUUCCAAGUAUCAGAGUGUGUAAUUAAUAUUGAAUUCCCUUGAUUUAGUUGGCCUGAUUAGUCAUUGAUGAGCACUCUUGACAUCUAGAACAUUCAGAUUUACCAGGAGUGUUCCUUGGUGGUAGACGUGUGCCUGUGACAGAAAGCUGUGCAGUCGCUCCACAUGGAGACUCUUCCUUCAUUUUAUAUUUGUGCACAACAAACACCUAAAACCAGUUUUGCUGCUAUAGUUCAAUACUGUUAAUCUGCACAUUUAUCUAUUAACCAAGUAGAAAACAGAAGUCACCUAAAAAGAUAGGUUUACACUUGAACAACUUUUAAAAACAGGCUUUAGGCGUGGGUUUGAAGAGCACUUUGGAUUCUAAUGCUAGGUCAUUUUUAACACCUGUGCAGGGAACUCCCCUGUGGACACUUGUCCUGUAGGCGCUGGAGACGCUGCUGGGCUGCAUUGUGGAGAGCGCAGCAGCGAACCCCAGCUUUGUGCUGCUGCAAGCUUCUUGGCACAGUGAGAGUCAGAAAACUAUUUUUUCUGACCUAAAGUAGAAAAAAUUUUUAAAGAAUCCAAUUUUUAGAAAUUUUAUACUGCACUUUCAUGUAUUUCUGUAACUGCAAGUGUGAAAUUAACCCACCUCAGCAAUGGUUAAUUGGGGUCAUUAUGACUGUCUCACCUAUUUUCAGCCAUCAUCUUUCCUUCAUCUUGUGGUUAGAAUGAAAGGCAUUUUAAGUCUGUCCUGCAGGCUGCUAGACAGGUGUCCACCAUGGUUACACUGGGUGCCCUGCUGUGCGUGGGGCCUUAGCUUUCCUGCCCUUCCCAUUCCUCCUGCUGCCAGAGGGACUCUUCAGCAGACACUUUCUCUCCACUUCUCCCAGCGCCAGGAGAGUUUACCCCAGAGGGAUGGGACAAGAGAUGACGGUUACGGAGGGAGCAAGCCAGCUCAGUCUUUUCAUUUUGCUGCAACAGGAGGAGUUGAACUGAAGAAAGUGUUUGAUGAGAGAAAGUGAUUUGGGGGGAGGGCUUGUUUUGUUUUGGCCGGGGAAAAAAAAUUAAGAUGUGAUGGUCAAAACGCUGGUUAUGAAGGUGUUUUGCAAGAGGUCACUCCGUUUUCCCGCCUGCUUUGCCCCUCACAUUAUCACGAGCAGUUCCAGACCUCUGGAAGGCAGUUGAUGAUCUGGGUUAUCUUGACAGUUAUGGGAAAAGUUACUAAAAGCAUUUUCAAGCAGUGUAAGCCCUGUGUGUUUGGGUCAAAGUGCUGCUUAGUGCUAGGUGCCACCUGAUGGUGGGGUGUGGGCCAGGAGAUCUACAGGGUGUCACUCUUUUGAAUCCCAUUUUAUUUUGUUGUCCAAAUCUAAACAUACACUUUCUCUACUAGAUAAUUGCUCUUGCUGAGAUCUUACCUAUAGAAAUAUUUUUGAGAUCAAUUUACACAGCAAUUUUGUAUGCAUUUAAACUAACCUUUUUUAAAAUAAAGCACUAUUGUUUAAAUAUUGA